Messenger RNA from Lindgomyces ingoldianus, 1032 nucleotides. RefSeq names its product ras-domain-containing protein. NCBI's taxonomy places the organism in Eukaryota, Fungi, Ascomycota, Dothideomycetes, Pleosporales, Lindgomycetaceae. The record is from RefSeq and is a predicted model, not a curated record. Bases 171 to 908 code for a protein of 245 amino acids. The transcript has 3 exons. Gene Ontology annotation, molecular function: GTP binding; GTPase activity.
CCUGCGACAGCUCAACCCCAACCAUCCCCAACACAUCACCGGAAACACCUCCAGACCGCAUACUAGCCCUGAAGGAGCUCAUCGAAUUCCAUUCCGCUCUCCUGAGCCUGCCCUUCUGCACUCAAAUUACCGCAUAACUCGGCCCAAUCCUCCCGACACUUAGAGUCGCGAUGGCGGAUUCGGGAGCUACAGCGCAGCCGAAGCCGAGCAGCAGUGUCAAGCUGGUGCUCCUCGGCGAGGCCGCAGUGGGAAAGUCUUCACUGGUUAUGCGCUUUGUGAACAACGAUUUCCAAGAGAACAAGGAACCCACAAUAGGAGCUGCCUUCCUAACCCAGAAAUGCAAUCUCCCCACCCGCACCAUCAAAUUCGAGAUUUGGGAUACCGCCGGUCAAGAACGCUUUGCCUCACUCGCCCCAAUGUACUACCGCAAUGCGCAAGCCGCCCUCGUUGUCUACGACAUUACAAAACCCUCGUCCCUCAUAAAGGCACAGCACUGGGUUGCUGAGCUCCAACGCCAAGCCUCACCAGGUAUUGUCAUAGCUCUCGUAGGCAACAAAUACGAUCUGGCAAGUCCAAGCAGUGGCGACAGCGCCGAAGAUGCGGAUGCCGCACCUGCGGCAGAAGGCGAGAAUCCUGAAGAAGAAGAGGGCGCUGAUGCCAGAAGGGUGCCGACGAAGACGGCGAAGGCAUAUGCGGAUGAGGAGAGCCUGCUCUUCUUCGAGACGAGUGCCAAGACAGGCAUGAACGUCGCAGAGGUGUUUACGGCCAUCGCCAAUGCUAUCCCCGAGACGAGCUUAAAGGGCCCGAGAGGUGUCGGAGGCCAAACAAAUCUAGGCAGGCAAGAGGACAAUCGUGUGAAUCUUGUUGGUGGCAGGACUGAGGGUCCCAAGGAAGGAUGUGCCUGUUGACAAUAGUCGUGAGUAAUGAGGACUGGUUGCGGAAUCCGUCUUGUUUAGUAAGGUAUCUUUUCACCGAGAAUCAGGGCGUCUAUGUCUGGGUAGUACAUGCUUCUUUAGCAAUAUAUCAUGCCGG